Molecule: messenger RNA, 315 nt
Organism: Cladophialophora bantiana CBS 173.52
Lineage: Eukaryota; Fungi; Ascomycota; Eurotiomycetes; Chaetothyriales; Herpotrichiellaceae
Exons: 2
Coding region: 1-315 (104 amino acids)
Source: RefSeq, a predicted model, not a curated record
AUGGCGUCAGACACAUCCGCUCAGCAGCAACACGGUCAAGAACAGAGGGACCGUCGUCUUGUAUAUACCAACCCACCUCCUGCUCCUCGCUCACCUGAAAGAAUUGUCGCAGCGAAGAAGAAAACAAUCGAUAAGAAACUCCUCACCGUGCACAAUCCAAAGUGGUGCCUGGCGAAACGACAACUUAUAGACAUGUGGAACAUGGAGGCCGCGAUCUGGCGGCCGGCUAAGGAAUACAGGAGGGAGUAUAAGAGGGCCAAGUACAAGAUGUUGGCACCGGCGAGGAAGUACGAACUGAACGAAGUGUACAAAUAA